Molecule: messenger RNA, 1296 nt
Organism: Gloeophyllum trabeum ATCC 11539
Lineage: Eukaryota; Fungi; Basidiomycota; Agaricomycetes; Gloeophyllales; Gloeophyllaceae
Product: RAI1-domain-containing protein
Exons: 6
Coding region: 1-1296 (431 amino acids)
Biological process (GO): nuclear-transcribed mRNA catabolic process; NAD-cap decapping
Cellular component (GO): nucleus; cytosol
Molecular function (GO): mRNA 5'-diphosphatase activity
Source: RefSeq, a predicted model, not a curated record
AUGUCGAAACGGAGCGCACCAGAGGAGGACGGCCAACCGCUUACCAAGAGGCUACGCAAAGAUGAGACCUCCACACCGCUAGAGAGCACGCUUUCCUACCCAUCUACGAGUAUACCACCCAAGAUAUCCCCAGUCCCAAUCCAACAACCCACAUCACUGUUGACCUUCUCGUACACACCCUCCCGCGAGCUCGUCUGGGAUGACUCGGCGAUGAAGUACUACGUCGACCCCCCGCCCGGAGCAGAGCUGUCGUAUGGGUACGAGCGGUGGGUAAAGAAACCGGAGGAGCGCGGGCGCAUCGAUAGCUUGCUCAGGGCAUGGUCGAAAGCACGCAUGCCGGGGAUUGGGUUGGUCUCGUGGAGGGGCGUCAUGACCAAAAUAUUGACAGCGCCGUAUGAAGAGCGGGACAGCUGGGAUCUGAACGUCAUGUGCGUGAACGGAACCCUGUAUCUUGAAGAACAUUCCUCGGAUGCGCGGUUAAAGGAGAAGGAUGACAUGAACCCCCGCCAGCGAAUGCAAACCUACUACGGCUACGCCUUCGAGUCCUGGUGCACAUCCUCGAGUCCCGACCGGCCGGAGUCAUUACCAGGACACCGAGCGGGCUGGGGCGGGGACGUCGACACCAACGUCCAGUGGUGCAACGUCAUCAAAACGAAAUUGGGCGACGUCCGGAUGGUCAUCGGCGGGGAAGUAGAUUGCAUACGGGGUAGGAAGGAUGGCAAGCAUGACGCCUUCGUGGAGCUCAAGACGUCCCUAGCCAUCAGGGACCAACGGGACGAAGCCCGCUUUGAGAAGAAACUGCUCAAAUUCUACUUCCAGUCCUUCCUCCUCGGGGUGCCUGAAAUCAUCGUCGGCUUCCGCACACCCUCCGGCCGCCUAACGACAAUACAGACCUUCAAGACGGUCCAACUCCCGCGCCUCGUGCGCGGCAAGCCAGGCGCGUGGGACCCGCAGCUCUGCCUCGACUGGGGGCGACGGUUCCUCACGUUCCUCAAGAGCACCGUCCAAACGGACCCUAACACGCCUGAAGAGAAUAAAAGGGUGUGGCGGGUGCGAUUCACGCCGGGGAAGGGCGUGAGCGUGCGGCUACUGGACGAGGAGGGCGUGAGGGAUGUGGAAGGAGGGGAGGAGAGGGUAGGCUUCUUGCCGAAUUGGUUUUGGGAAGAGGAAAUGGGGAGAAAGGAGGGGGAUAAGGAAGAGCCGCGUGCAAGUGAGCAGGGCAAGCGUGACGAAGCUGAGCCUCCUGUAAAGCUGGACACUACGCGUACACAGCUUCCGCUUGGGUGGACAAUAUGA